CGGGAGCCUGGGCUUCCAACGGGCCACUGGGGGGACAGAGUCCACGGUCACGGUCUCUGGAGCUGCCCCGAGGCGUCCCAAUGUCCGCGUCAGGGCGGCCAGCCCUGCCCACCCUGCUGCUGGCCGUGGCCGUGUCUUCUUUCUGCUCGGCCACAUCCGGAGACGAAGCACGAAACCGGCUGUUGAUGAGAGAGAAGAUGAUGCGGAUCGGGGGGCAGCUGGUGCUGAAGCAGGAGGAGGAGCUGGCCAACCAGAGGCUCGGGGCCCUCAAGGAGGCCGAGAUGCAGGAGGCCCUGAGGACGGGGAGUAUCCCACCCAGCAUGCACUUCUUCCAAGCCAAGAGCCUCAUUGAGAAAAGUGCGGUGUUCAACAUCCUGAAGAAGAUGCCAAAAGGGGCUGCCUUACACGUCCACGACUUCAGCAUCGCCAGCGCGGACUGGCUGGUGAGAAACGUCACCUACAGGCCCCACUGCUAUUUCUGCCUCACCCCGAGGGGGACCCCGCAGUUCAGAUUUGCUCGCUCGACUCCCCCCACCCUGAACACAACAGAAUGUCCCCAGUGGGUUUUGCUGGAGAAGUUUCGAAAGGGGCUGCUGAACAUCACCGAGUUUGACCACAGCCUGCUGAGGAAUUUCACUCUGAUGACCGAGAACCCCCAGGCGACUUAUGCAAACCAAGAUGCGGUCUGGGCCAAGUUCGAGACCAUCUUCUUCGUGAUCGCGGGCCUCGUGAGCUAUGCCCCGGUAUUCCGAGACUACAUCUCCCAGGGCCUGGAGGAGUUCUACCAGGACAACGUGCUCUACCUGGAGCUCAGAGCCAUGCUGUACCCGGUGUAUGAACUGAACGGGACGGUCUACAGCCCAGAGUGGUCGGUGAGGUUGUACGAAGAAGUGGCUCGUAAUUUUGCAAAAGAGCAUCCUGGGUUUAUUGGAAUCAAACUCAUUUAUUCGGAUCACAGGUCCAAAGAUGCGUCCGCCAUCACGAAAUCCAUCCAGACAGCCAUGGAACUUCGAGCCAAGUUCCCCGGGAUGGUGGCGGGGUUUGACCUGGUGGGGCGAGAGGACACGGGCCACUCCCUGUAUGACUACAAGGAGGUUUUGAUGAUUCCAGCCUCGCAGGGCAUUAAGCUGCCUUACUUCUUCCACGCCGGAGAGACAGACUGGCAGGGUACUUCCGCAGACAGAAACGUUCUGGAUGCCCUGUUACUGAACUCGACCAGGAUUGGCCAUGGGUUUGCUUUGAGCAAACACCCGGCCGUCUGGGCUGAGGCUUGGAAGAAGGACAUCCCCAUCGAAGUCUGUCCCAUCUCCAACCAGGUUCUGAAGCUGGUGUCUGACCUGAGAAACCACCCUGCAGCCGUGCUGAUGGCCACCGGGUACCCCAUGGUCAUCAGCUCUGACGACCCCGCUACUUUUGGAGCCAAAGGCUUGUCCUAUGAUUUCUACGAGGCCUUCAUGGGCAUCGGGGGGAUGACGGCCGACCUGAGGACCCUCAAACAGCUGGCCAUGAACUCCAUCAGGUACAGCGCCCUGUCGGAGAUGGAGAAGAAGUUUGCCAUGGCAACCUGGGAGGAGAGGUGGCAGAAGUUUGUGGUUGAGCUGGCAAGGGGCCCCAAGUGAGGAGACGGCCGUCUGUCACCCGCUGCCUCUGCUUCCCUCCGCCCGGGCCUCACCUUCUCUCAGCCGGUCUGGAACCCGGGGAAGUCACCUCCGUCUCUUUACCAGAACGACCCGCGAAGGUCACCCUCAGCCUCCACCUUGCCCAGCCUCUCAGAGCCCUCAUCAGUGGACCCCACUCACCUGGUGGAAUGUCCUCCCUCGGCCUUGGUGACACAACCCCUCCGGGUUCCUGCUUCCCUCCGGCCGCAGCUCCUGGGCCCCCGUCCCCAAGCUCCUCUCGGCCUGAUCUCGGGUGGGCGUCCCUCAGCUCAGCCCUGCGCUUUUGUCUCGGCUGCUUUCCUCCCCUUUCCGCACUCUUCUCCUGGGUGGUCUCGUCCACUCCUUCCCUUUAAGAAACCACGUACUUGUUGCUGAUUCCCAAACCUGUUGAUGAUUCCCAAACCUGGGAUACACUCGAUGGUCCCCAGGAGCCUCGGAGACCGGCUCCGAGCAACGCUUCCCUCCCAGCCGUCUCGGUGGCUGGCGUCUCCGUCCACGCGGCGCAGCGGUGGUCAGAGGAGUCCGUGCUGCUCCUGGUCGCCCCCCUCCCCUCCACCGCUGCUGCCUGGCCUCCAGCCGCUGUAUCCACACUGGCCCGACCCCCAACAGUCCCUAGCUGGUCUCCCUCUUCUCUUUGCCCUUUCCAGCUCCUUCUCCCCGGAGCAAUGACUGUUUAAAGUUAAAUUAGGGGCUUCCCUGGUGGCGCAGUGGUUGAGAAUCUGCCUGCCAAUGCAGGGGACACGGGUUCGA
This is a messenger RNA of Balaenoptera musculus (blue whale), 2408 nucleotides long. RefSeq names its product adenosine deaminase 2 (gene ADA2). The transcript has 10 exons. The record is from RefSeq and is a predicted model, not a curated record. Bases 81 to 1619 code for a protein of 512 amino acids. Gene Ontology annotation, molecular function: adenosine deaminase activity. Gene Ontology annotation, biological process: adenosine catabolic process; inosine biosynthetic process. Lineage: Eukaryota; Metazoa; Chordata; Mammalia; Artiodactyla; Balaenopteridae.